GCGAACUGCUUUUGGGCAUUCAUGCUUUACUGCGUGGUGUGCGGUUCGGUUUUGUAGCCUCGCGAAUAAAGUGUUAAUUUCGCCGCGAUAUUGCCCCGAUAUUACGGGAAUUUCCCUCUGGAUCGGUAGUGAAAUCUGUUGUUUUGCAGUUACUGAGUGGGAGCAGUUGUGGAUUCUAGCAUAAUAAAAGUGAAAUGUUGAAGAAAAACGUGCGCCGGAUGGAGAAGUGAAAAGUCUGCCGAAGCGAAGAAAAUCGUCGAUCGAUCGAAGUUCCGCGCACGGUGCAUCAAAGCAACCAGUGGAAAUACGCUUGCACGGAAAUCUGAAGCUGGAAGUGCAAGAAGGGAGACUCAAGAUAUAUAUAUAGUUUUUUUUUGUUUUAUCACGUGCACGGGUUUAUGAUAAAGUAGUGAAACAGUUCAGAAGUGAAGGAACAACGGUCAACAUUGAUUAGGCGGUUCGUUUAUGGGUUUUGGUCACAGAGUAGUGCAAGAAAUCGCCUCAGUCAAGUGUUCGGCGAGUGCAACAGCUGGAAACGGAAUUACGCGACGAAAAGAAUCGGCAAAGUGAGUCGUCUCGUCGUUCCCGCCCGGCAGAUUGUGAAAAUAUUUAAAACACACUGCACCAUAAACCAAGAAACCGAGAAACAAAGUGCAAACAGAGUGAGUGUGAAUCCGGUUUCCGGACCCGAGGGGAGAUAAAUCAGCGGAGACCUCUGAGAAGGAAAAGAUUUGCUGAACGCAGAUAGUGGCGUGCAGAAACCAGGCAAAAACAGCAGAUUUCUUCCGCGACGGCCGGCCUUUCUAGCUCAAUGGAAACAUCAACCCACUCUCCGGGAGAGUAGAGUUGGUAGGAGUCUUCACUGAUCGGGUGCAUCCAGCAGUCGACACCCGGCUUCCGACAGAGCAGCUUCCAGUUGCUUCCGUAACUCUUAAGCACUAAGAAGAAAAGUAAAAAAUCGUCCUUCUGCCAAGUGGGUCAGCCCCACCACUCGUCAGCCUGGCUCGAUUCGAAGGCGGCCACAAAAUGGCACGGCACAUCAUGGCGGUGUGCGUCGUGUGCUUACUGUGUGCCGAUCAUUUACCCUGCAAGCAACACGACGCCACCCUGGACUCCGGCACGGAUCCUCGGUUAGCGAUGAAUUCCAUUUUGGCGGUAAACAAAGUGCCCACGGUGAAACGGCACACCCACGGGCACGACCAUGAUCACGAUCACAGUCACGGGCACGAUUACGGCCACGCGGAUGAGGAUCAGCACGAUCACGGUCGGGAAGCAGUGAUUCGGGAAAAGUUGGACACUUUUAUGGUGUCCAUUUUCAAGGAGUUUGGCGAUUCCACCUCCAUGACGAUGGAUGUGGCCGGUUUCGAGAACAUGAUGAAACGGUUGAAUAUGUAUAGACUGGUGACGGAACGGCUAGGUGGAAGUAGUAGUAGUAGCAGUAGCACAGCUUCAGCGUCAAUUCACGAUCCGGACGCGGACAGUGACGAAUCGUGCAUCAAUAGUGUUGAUUUUGUGAACCGGAUAGCGAUUCCCAAGCCGGUGGCAAUGGCCACGUUGCGCCCCGAAAAGCUCUCUCAACUUACUUACGAUAGUGCAGCUAGCAACAGCACCAGUAGCGAUAAGUCCAAUGCCACCGUCGGAACUGACGGUGGAACCAGUAGUAAUACACUUAGCAAUAGUAAUAGGACCUCCGGAGGGAAAUCCAACGGUACCAACAGCGGUAACAUCACGAGCGAACUAGAUCGAUUGAAAGCUUCGAUCCGCCUGGAACGGGACGAUCUGUUCAACAUAUGCCCGAUUCUGUUGGCGCAGUUGGCAUCGAAAACGUCCCGACAGCGUGCCGGGUGCAUCGAUCCGAAUGUGGUUCCAGAUCUGGCCAACUGGACAGGUGCAACGGCGCUGUAUCCUUCGAAGGAGCACGUUGGGGAACACGGAGAUGACACGAUCGAGAUGGCGGUCUGGAUCUACUCCACGUUGGCCGUGUUGGGUGUCAGUUUGUGUGGUUUAUUGGGCGUGGCUGUGAUACCUUGUAUGGAUAAGCACUUCUACCAGCAUGCACUGCAGUUUCUGGUGGCACUGGCCGUGGGGACACUUUGCGGGGAUGCUCUGCUUCAUUUGCUUCCGCACGCCAUGAUGGCAACGACGAUGAAGAAUUCACACGACGAAAUGAUGUACAAAGGUUUGGCCGCCGUUGGGGGCAUCGUAUUCUUCUACUUUAUGGAGCGGAUUCUGACGGUGGUGGCCGAGUGGUACAAACACCAGGCGAAGAAGGACAAACCUUCCUCGCGGGUCAGGGUUAUGCGAGAACCCGAAUCCAGUUCCUUGCAGCAUGCCGGAAGUGGCGAGAAGCAGUGCAAGCACAAGUACAGUUCCUAUCCCUAUUGCUACGAUGAGAUCGCAACGGAAACCAAGGAUGAUCACCACGAGCACAACCACAUGGAGAAUCACCACCACAACAAUCAUAACAAUACGACGGCCAAGUGCGCCAACAACCAUGGCGGAGAACACGGAGGGGAACAUGCUGGAGAUUACGUCGGUCUUCAUCACAUCAGUUCCAAGGACGAUUCCACCAUUCAGGACAACAAUACCGUUUCGACGAAUUUGGAUGACGCGUCGAUCGAGAGCGAACCCUCCAAGCCGAAACUGCAACCCGAGAGCUAUACCAUCAUCCUGCGGGAACACGAAACGAAGCACCACGGACACACCCACAUGCACGGUCACGUCCACUCGCCACCGGGAUCGCUGUCAGCGGUCGCCUGGAUGGUCAUCAUGGGCGAUGGGCUACACAACUUCACCGAUGGAAUGACGAUCGGGGCUGCGUUUGCGAACAACAUCGCCGGUGGAUUCUCCACGGCCAUUGCCGUGUUCUGUCACGAACUUCCGCACGAGCUAGGGGACUUUGCGGUGCUGCUGAAGGCGGGAAUGUCCGCCCGGGAUGCCGUGUACUACAAUCUGCUGUCGUCCAUUCUGAGCUUCAUCGGCGUGAUGAUCGGCAUUGUGAUUGGGCACCAGCCGGAGGCGUCGGCAUGGGUGUUCUCGGUGGCCGCCGGACUGUUCCUGUACAUUGCGCUGGUCGAUAUGAUUCCCGAGCUGACGUCCGCUCACGGUGCGGAGGACCGCUGCAAAACGUCCGAGUUCCUGCUACAAUUCUUCGGCAUGACUUCCGGCUUCGGCAUCAUGCUUCUGAUUGCGAUGUACGAACAUGAUCUCAAAGAAAUGUUCGUCGAUUAGAUUUAAAACUGAGCUGUCGACAGAAAAAAAAAUAGGAUAAACCACAACUCACAAUACAAUAGAACUUCACUACUAUUAGGAUGUGUCUCAAAUGAUUGGCCACUACCGGAACCGGGCCAGAGCAGGUAACUCGAGUUUGUAAAGAGAGAGAGAGAGAGAGAGAUCGAGAGUGUGACCUGUAGAAGUGAUUGACAAGAACCAUUGUGCAUCGGUCGGGGAACUAUAGAUUUAAGCGUGUUUGACUUCGGUAACACUUUUGAGAAUUGCGAGGCGGCCCUCCCUCCAAGAAGGGAAGAUGAGAUAAACUUCCAACCGGAACUAGUGUACAUAGAUCGAAUACGUGUGUAACGAAUUUCAGUUUUGACUUGAAAGUUAGUAAGCUAAAAGUAUUAGUCGCGGCUUUUCAUCUUGCUCAGAUUUUAUUUUUUUUAAUGACCAAAAAACAUCAAUUUCUACUGAUAAGGAAUUUUCCACUAUAAUUUUUUGCUAUUAUAAUUUCUUAUAAUUAUUUUAAUUAAUACAGUCUAAAUUUUACACUUUUGUACAAAACCAAUAACACAUUUUUAACUACGAAAAGGACAGUUCACUAUGCCAUUCACGACAUUCUCGCUAAACCUAGAGUUUCGUACCGACAAUUAUGUGACUUAACGGGGAGCUGCUUGAGCUCCCCCCCGGUAUUUACAGAUUCACUGUUUAAUCAAGUUCACUUGCCAAUAAUGUUCCAUCUGAUGGACGCGACACUGGUGGUAAACAUCCCUCCCCUCCCAUUGUGCACUGUUAAAUAGCCGUUAGAGAGAUACUUACAUAGAAACUACAAGCAUUUACUAAUUGAAGAAAGUUUUCUUUCUUUGUGAUUCUAAUUUCGAUUCUGAACAACAGCGUCACUGCUGUUCAUCUUUUAUCUACGCAAAUCUUUUGUUUCUAGCUCCUAAGUAGGUACGUAACAAAUUUUAGUGACCUCUUUUUUCUGCAGAAUGUGCUAACUUUGAUCAGAGUAUUAGGAUUGUAAGUUGGUUGCAAGAAUAGGUUAGGCAACAGGGAGUGGUGACGAAUGGUGAUGAAAUAUCGUCAAUUUUCGAUGAAAUGAAUUUGUCUUUUUCUAGACCACACACACGCACUUUACAGAACCGUGUAUUCAUCAGCUUCUGAAUGAUGGUUUACUUAAGUAAGAUUACAGCCGUAAUAAAUACACACUCUUUAAGUAGGAUCAA
Molecule: messenger RNA, 4442 nt
Organism: Aedes aegypti (yellow fever mosquito)
Lineage: Eukaryota; Metazoa; Arthropoda; Insecta; Diptera; Culicidae
Gene: foi
Product: zinc transporter foi
Exons: 6
Coding region: 1027-3231 (734 amino acids)
Biological process (GO): intracellular zinc ion homeostasis; zinc ion import across plasma membrane
Cellular component (GO): membrane
Molecular function (GO): zinc ion transmembrane transporter activity
Source: RefSeq, a predicted model, not a curated record